UUAUAUCAAUAAAUAAAAUAUAAGUGUCCCCAUACACAGGUUCUUACUGUAAAUCAGAAUGCUUAUUAAGGCUAAUUUUAUGUUUAACCAAGCUUAUGCCAAAGUUCAGCCAAAUGCCAGUGCCUCCCUCCUGUUUGGCAAUUCAUACCUACAACAGAUCUCAACUGAGUGAUCAUAUUUAGUUUUCAUCCUUUGGCUGAUCAGACUAGUCAGUAGUCAGUGAAAUAAACGCCUUUUGCAGUUUCCCUCGUUUGGACUAUGAGCACUGGAAAAUGUCCGUUGCUGUCUGUGAAGCCCAUUCGAGGUCUGGUGGACGAGAGGUUUCAGAUUGUCGUUAUGAACUUAUUGCCAAAUCAGAAGGUGACGCUACAUGCUUUACAUGAGUCAGAAGACAAAGACUUCUGGGAGGCUUUUGGGCACUACAUCAGUGAUCUACAUGGGACAGUGACAGUGUCCAAAGAUGAAAGUUUGGGAGGCACUUAUGAAGGGACAGAGGCCAUGGGGUUGCUGUGGAGCAUGAGGCCUGUACCAGGAAGCCGAAGUGGACUUAGAUUGCGUAGGGUGGACAUACUUACACCAAUGGUAGUCCACAUUUCAGUGUACAGUGGUCAUCUAUCUCAAGGCUUCAGCCAGCAAACAGCUUUGGCAACCAGUGUCACAGAGCGCUGGUACAUCGCACCAGGAGUGCAGAGGGUGGAUGUUAGAGAAAGAGGACUGAAAGGAACUUUAUUUAUUCCUCCAGGUCCAGGACCUUACCCAGGAGUGCUGGACCUGUGGGGAGGAGGCGGUGGUUUAGUUGAGUAUCGCUCUGCACUGUUUGCAUCUCAUGGCUUUGCCUCACUGACAGUAGAGUACCUGAAUCCCAAUGAUAAGAAAAUAGCAAGUGUUGCUACAUCUUACUUUGAGGAAGCAUAUCGGUUCUUGCAGAAUCAUCCCAAGGUACAAAGGGACCACAUGGCUCUGGUUGGACUCUCAUAUGGAAGUUCAAUCACACUUAGCAUGGUGGCCUACUCUAAUAUCAUCAAGCCCCAGUGCUGUGUGUGUAUCAGUGGAAGUCAUCUGGUUCCUCUUGAUAAACCAAUAAACAAAAUCUUUCAGAAGAUGAAAAUAAACGCAGACAAGUUACCUUUGAAUGAAGACAACCAAUUGAUCAACAAAGACUUAAUGCUGCCGAUUCCCUCAGACCCAGCUCUCAAAGUGGAUGUUGGAAAAAUAAAGUGUCCGCUUUUGUUGGUGAUUGCCGGUGAUGAUCAGAGCUGGCCUUCUGUUGAAUCUGCUGAAGAUAUGAAGCUGAUAAUGGAGAAAGCAGGAAAUCUUCACUUGUUGAAAGUCCUGACAUAUCCUGGUGCAGGUCAUCUGAUCGAACCUCCUUACACACCUCACAUCCGUGCAAGUAACUUCAUAAAUCUACACCAUAAGAAAGUUGUCUUGCUUUGGGGUGGACAAACCAAACCACACGCAUACGCACAAGAGAAUGCAUGGAAAGAAAUAUUAGCAUUUCUACGGCAGCAGCUUUAUUACAGUACAGAUGAUGUAGUUAAAUCCAGACUUUAGUUGUAUGAUUACAACAGUGUCAUGAGCAAUGAAAUGUCUCUAAAUAGACCUUUAAUGUUUAUUAUGAUUUAAAGCAUUUUGAAAUAUGCUGUAAAUAAGGCACUCCAAAUGGCACAACAGCAUGUAACAGUACAGUUCCAUAUGGUUUGAAAAUAUAUAUUUUAACGAAUGUCAUCAAAGGAAAUGGAGAUAUUUUCAUAUAUUAAAUGAUAAAGGACAUAUUAUAACAUACAGAACAUGUUACUAUUGGCACUAUUGUAACAUUUCCAUUCUCUUCUUCUGUCACAGCAGAUCCUAAUUGUUCAAUGCAAAUAAAUGAUCAUUCUUAGUGUAGUGUACUGAAAAGCAUUACAAAAAGUUAUUGAAAAUCUGUAAUUAGGCUUUACAAUGCAUUAAGUUGACUAUCAGCAAAUACUGUUGAAAAUGAAAGUGAUACACUAUCAUAAGAUGGAAAGUCAAAAAUUAAACAGGGUUAACAUUUUUAGCAUUGAUUGAAUAUUAUCAGUUGCUUCUCAGUGAUUCUGAGGCCUAGCCCACACAUACACGGGUAUUUUAAUAAACAGAGUUUUUUAAGGAUGACCAUACAUGCCAUUUUCCCUGGACACAUCCUGACCAGGAUUUCGGGUGUGUCCUCUUGUGGAAGUCGCAUUUGUAGACUGCAAACGAUUGAUACAAAUUUUGAAGUAUGGGUCUGAGAAUGUGUGAGAUAUAUUAAGGUUUAAUGUAACGUCAUGCAUACUGUAUAGUUGUAUUUAUAUCAAUAAAUAAAAAUACUAUCCCCAUA
Misgurnus anguillicaudatus (oriental weatherfish) is the source of this 2338-nucleotide messenger RNA. RefSeq names its product peroxisomal succinyl-coenzyme A thioesterase. Gene Ontology annotation, molecular function: fatty acyl-CoA hydrolase activity. NCBI's taxonomy places the organism in Eukaryota, Metazoa, Chordata, Actinopteri, Cypriniformes, Cobitidae. The record is from RefSeq and is a predicted model, not a curated record. Gene Ontology annotation, biological process: acyl-CoA metabolic process; fatty acid metabolic process.